AUGGAAAAUAUCAAAGAAGGAGAGAUACACAGAGGUGUUGUGACGUCGAUCAAGCCGUAUGGGGCAUUUGUUGCCCUUGGAGAAGGCGAAAACAGUAGAGAUGAUGAUAAGCAUAGAAACGGGCGAUAUGGACACAAAAGAAGCGGAUUAUGCCACAUUUCGCAGAUGGUCUCGGGUCGGCGGUUAGAGGACCCCCGGGAGGUGGUAUCUGUGGGGGACAGGGUGUGGGUAGAGGUGACGGAAGUGCGUGGGGACGGCAAAAUAUCGCUCAGCAUGAAAAACGUGGAUCAGGCGACGGGGAAAGAGACAAGAGGAGUUAGCGGGCCGGCAGAGCACACCAGAAAGAGAAAAACAAGAGUGGAUGCGUGGGAGAUGACGCAGCUGAGGCAGGCCUACGGGGUGAAGCGGACGAAGAUGGAUUUUAGUGCUGAAGAUGAAGAUCCUUACGCAGAAGUUGAUGAGGAGAGUUCCGAGGGGGGAGAGGACGAAGAAGGGCAAGAGGUGGAAAUCCAGUUGAAUCAGGAGCUUCCGCCGUUCCUUGCGGGCAGUGCGAGGGAGCUAAGGGGGCAUACCGGGCAGAAUGAGCCGGAAAAAGCGGUCCGGGUGUCGGAUGAGUCGUUACAGAGGCUGGCGGAGAAGGGGUCGCGUUUUCUGGCGGAGACGAGGAAGGAGAAGGUGGAGAAGCGGCGGGCAGCGGAGCGGAGCCGGCGGGAGAGGGAGAGGGGGGAGGAUGAGGAGGAUCCGAUGGGUAUGGAGAAUAUAGAAGAGAGGUUGAAGGAAAGUACAAAGGACUUUAAGGAAAGUACGAAAGACCCUAAGGAAAGUUCAAAGGGAAGUACAAAAAACCUUAAGGAAAGUACAAAAGACUUUAAGGACACCCCUAGUGCAGUCGACCAAUGGAAAACAGAAUCAUCCCUGCAGCAGUGCGGGUUCCCGACCCUCAAAAGCAUCCGGCAGCAGAGAGAGUCGCUCCCGAUCUUCAAGGUGCGGUCGCAGCUAAUGCGGCAGGUGGCAGAAAACAGCAUGCUGGUGGUGGUCGGCGAGACGGGAUCAGGUAAAUCGACGCAGAUAACCCAGUAUUUGGCAGAGGAGGGGUACGGGACCCACGGGAUGAUUGCGUGCACGCAACCGAGGCGUGUGGCAGCCAAGAGUGUGGCACAGCGGGUGGCUGAGGAGGUCGGGUGCUCCAUUGGCCAGGAAGUCGGGUACCAGAUCCGGUUUGAGGACUGCACAAGCAGCAAAACGGUGAUCAAGUACAUGACGGACGGCAUGUUGGAGCGCGAGGUGCUCGUGGACCCGGACAUGGGCCGGUACUCGGUGAUUAUGCUCGAUGAGGCGCACGAGCGGACGGUUGCGACGGAUGUGUUGUUUGCGUUGCUCCGGGAGGCGGUGAGGAGACGCAAGGGAGGUCUCCGGGUGAUCGUGACGUCGGCUACGUUGGACAGCGGGAAGUUCUCACGGUACUUCGAUGGGUGCCCUGUGUUCCACAUCGCGGGCCGGGCGUACCCGGUGAAAAUCCUGCAUUCACGGCAGCCGGAGCCGGACUACGUGGCGGCCGCGAUCGACACCGUGGUGCAGAUCCACGUGAACAACGCGGCGGGCGACAUCUUGGUGUUCCUGACGGGCCGCGAGGAGAUCGAGGCGUGCUGCGAGGCGAUUGUGCAGAAAAUGGCCGUUUUGCGAAACGCUGACCGGGGCAUCGGCGAGUUGCUUGUUCUCCCCGUGUAUAGUGCGAUGCCGUCGGAGAUGCAGUCGCGGAUAUUCGAGCCGACACCUCGGGGCAAGCGGAAGGUCGUGGUGGCCACGAACAUCGCGGAGACGUCCAUCACGAUCGACGGGAUCUUGUACGUGGUGGACCCCGGGUUCGUCAAGGUGAACGCGUACGACUCGCGGCUGGGCAUGGACCGGUUGGCCGUGGAGCCCGUGUCGCGAGCCCAGGCGGACCAGCGGGCGGGUCGGGCGGGUCGUACGGGGCCCGGUGUGUGCUACCGGCUGUACACCCGGCGGGCCUACGACCACGACAUGUGCCCUGCCCCCGUGCCCGAGAUCCUCCGCCACAACUUGGCCACCACCGCGCUCGUGCUCAAGGCCCUCGGCGUGGCCCACGUGCUUCACUUCCCCUUCAUGGACCCGCCACCCCGGCAGGCUUUGCUCGCUGCCCUGCACGAGUUGUACAUUUUGGGGGCCGUUUCCCCGCGGGGCAGCAUAACUCCACCGGGAAAGGCCAUGGCCCGCUUCCCCAUGGACCCGCUGCUCUCCCGGGCCCUCCUCCAGUCGCUCCGCCUCGGCUGCUCCCGCGACGUCAUCGUCAUCAUCGCCAUGAUCUCCGUGCCCGAUGUGUUUCUGCGGCCCCGUGACCACCGCGUCCAGGCCGAUCGUGCCAGGCGGCAGUUCGACCAUCCCUCCGGUGACCACCUCACCCUGUUGACCGUGUACCGCCGCUGGCAGGAUGCCAACUACAGCCGGGCCUGGUGCACAUCGCACUAUCUCCACUGGAAGUCUCUGCACCGGGCCCGCGAGGUGGUUCGGCAGUUGACCGGGAUGGUGGGAGCAUCAUCUUUAUCUUCUUCAUCAUCUUUAUCUACUCCCUCUCCCCCAACUAUCCUCAAGGCCUUCCUCUCGGGCUUCUUCAAAAACUGCGCCAAACGAUCCCCAAACGACUCCUUCCACACCCUCGCAGAAAACACUCCUGUCCACAUCCACCCCUCAUCCGCCCUCUACAGAAAACCAGGCCUCAACUACCUCCUCUACCACUCUCUCAUCCUCACAAACAUGGAGUACAUGCACUGCGUCUCCAAGAUCGACCCCUCCUGGCUGCUCCAGUGUGCUCCAAAGUUCUACUCCCCGGCCAAACACGGCCAGCUCAGCCUCGCCAAACGCACCGAGAAGAUCUCUCCUUUGUGGAACAAGUUCGACCCGAACCAGAGCUGGCGAUUGAGCCGGGGCAGACGGUGA
This is a messenger RNA of Brettanomyces bruxellensis, 2955 nucleotides long. RefSeq lists its product as uncharacterized. Bases 1 to 2955 code for a protein of 984 amino acids. Lineage: Eukaryota; Fungi; Ascomycota; Pichiomycetes; Pichiales; Pichiaceae. The transcript has a single exon. Gene Ontology annotation, biological process: spliceosomal complex disassembly. Gene Ontology annotation, molecular function: RNA binding; ATP hydrolysis activity. The record is from RefSeq and is a predicted model, not a curated record. Gene Ontology annotation, cellular component: catalytic step 2 spliceosome; intracellular anatomical structure.